Molecule: messenger RNA, 493 nt
Organism: Zea mays
Lineage: Eukaryota; Viridiplantae; Streptophyta; Magnoliopsida; Poales; Poaceae
Exons: 1
Coding region: 1-333 (110 amino acids)
Molecular function (GO): protein binding
Source: RefSeq, a predicted model, not a curated record
AUGAUGCGAUCGGACGUGCGCGGGGGCGACGCGGAGGAAGAGGUGGACCGGAAGCCGGUGAUCAAGCCUGGCGUCCACGUGACGCUCAAGGUGCAGGACACGGCGGGGCCGACCCAGGAGCUGCAGGCGCUCAUGGACGCCUACUACGCCAGCGUGCCGGACGUCGCGUACGGCACGGGAAGGUUCCUGUACGACGGCGGGCGGCUGACGGGGGCGCACACGCCUGCGGAGCUCGGGAUGGAGGAACAGGACGAGAUCGACUUCUUCACCGAGCUGUUGGGUGGUGGCGGGCGACGUGCUGCUGCUGAACCUGGACGCCCGGUGGUCGCGUAACUCCCUGCUCAUCGUCGUAUGACUUAGCUUUGCGCGGGCCUGGGAGGAAGGAGCACACUGCUCGCUGCUCAUAUCGUUGUGCGCGCUUGCUUUUGAUGAAUCUGAUGAAGUUAUUAUGCAUCGUUACAUCUAUGGCAAGUGGUUAUAACAUGGUCUAAAA